UUGAAGACAAGAGUUGCUGGGAGCUGCAGCUUUUGUGCACUGUACUGGGUUUCAGCUUCAUCACUGACUGCUGGGUGUUUUUUGGGGUGGGGAUAAACUCUCCAGUAUGAGCAGAUUCCAAGAAAUCAAGUGAAUAAUGUGAGUUAAAGUAUUGCACCUUUGUGUUGGUAGCUCAGCUUUCCUGCUCUGCUUUUGUGAAGAAGCUGUUAAUCAAAUGGACUGUGAUGUUCUUAAGUGGAUGUGAGGAGGGGAGGUUUGGUUUGAGGUGACAAAGGCAAGAAAAUUAGUUGUCUUAAGCAAAUUAUCUCCUUUUCCAUGGGGAAUUAAGGUGGAAUAUCUUACACAUACACAGUAGUAGCUUUCAGCAGGUGCCUUUAAAAGAACAGGUGUGCCACAUCUUACAUGCUUUCUAGGUUAUUGCAACUUCUUCUAUCUGGCUUUAUAUUAACUGAAUAUUCUUGUCUCUGUAACCAAACUUUGAGUGAACCAUGGACAGAUUUAGCUGGAUGACUCUGAAGCAAUUCUGUGUUGUCCUGGUGUUUGACAACAUCAGAACAUGUGCAGUCCUCCUAGCUUUGCAACAGAUCUUAAAAGCCUUUUAUAUUACAUUUAUCUCAUUAAAACAUUGUACUGAUAAGUGUAUCAAUACAAUCUUGCAUGGGUUGUGUCUCAUUGAAAGGGACUGGGCUUGAUGACACAGAUCAUUCCCAUCUUGUUCUUUCUUUAGGUACAUCUCUAAGCUUCUUAGACCUGUAACGACAGGCAGAAAACACAAGACAGUGUGGAGGAAAAGUCACUGGCUCUGGGUGAGGAUUCAGAAUGGGAGACAAGCCUAUCUGGGAGCAGAUUGGGUCCAGCUUCAUACAACAUUACUACCAGCUUUUUGAUGCAGACAGGACUCAGUUAGGAGCAAUAUAUAUUGAUGCAUCAUGCCUUACGUGGGAAGGACAGCAGUUCCAGGGCAAAGCAGCCAUUGUUGAAAAACUCACUAGCCUCCCUUUCCAAAAAAUACAACACAGCAUCACAGCACAAGACCACCAGCCUACACCUGACAGCUGUAUACUCAGUAUGGUAGUGGGACAGCUUAAGGCUGAUGAAGAUCCUAUCAUGGGGUUCCACCAGAUAUUUCUAUUAAAGAACAUCAACGAUGCCUGGGUUUGCACCAAUGACAUGUUCAGGCUAGCAUUGCACAACUUUGGCUGAGCUGCCCAGCCCGAGGCUCCCGUGCUUUUUUUUUCGUUUUGUUUUCGUUUUCCUCCUCUCCUCCUAACUGGUAUUAUUCACACUCACGGAACAUUCCAAAUAUCAUACACAAACCUGCAGCACUGCAGAGCGUGAGCAAGCAAGACUUGUGACCUGCCCUUCUGCUGAGUUUACAUUGUCACUAGAUGAGUUUCUUGUGCAUGAUGUUUGGAAGUUAGACUUAGCUGCAUUUGAUAAAGAGAAAUUUUGUGUUGUACCAGCAUGCCUCGGAAAGAAUUUAUAAUGCAAAAGGUUGUUGUUUAUGUACUGACAAGAUGCUCUAAUAACCCAAAGAAAUGAAAGAACAGCAGCCUGUACAGCCCAGUUAUUGAUUUGUUCAGAUGUUUCAAUGCUACGUUACACAAUAAAACAGAGAUUUUCUUAAAAGUUUAAA
This is a messenger RNA of Pipra filicauda (Wire-tailed manakin), 1636 nucleotides long. It is a transcript of the gene NUTF2, whose product is annotated as nuclear transport factor 2. The coding region runs from base 820 to 1203 and encodes 127 amino acids. NCBI's taxonomy places the organism in Eukaryota, Metazoa, Chordata, Aves, Passeriformes, Pipridae. The record is from RefSeq and is a predicted model, not a curated record. Gene Ontology annotation, biological process: protein import into nucleus. Gene Ontology annotation, cellular component: nuclear pore central transport channel. The transcript has 5 exons.